CAGCUAUAUCAUGAAAUUGUUCAAGCAAAUGUUAGGCGAUUUUGAGUGAUACCGGCUAUAUUAUGGGUUUUUGGUUCGCAAGUCAUUUAUGUCGCAAGUCACGCAUUCGCCCAUUCAGAGACAAACUCGUUGUAGCACGAUACACUGUGCACGCAAUACAAACAAACAAAGUACUUAGCGGACACUAAAAUAAUACGUUAUGGAAAGAAAAUUGCAUAGUGGAAUUCAUCAUCCAACCCUGCGAAUGCUGCAAGAAUCAGGGUGUGAAAUAACUCCACACAAUUUAAUGUACCCGAUAUUUUUGAUAAGCGAUGACGAUGCAAUCGAACCUAUUAAAAGUAUGCCAGGUCAAUCACGAAUGGGAGUUAAUCAAUUACGGAAGUUUAUAGAGCCGCUGAUAUCCAAAGGACUCUCUUCAAUUCUUCUCUUCGGUGUGGUAGAUUCUUCGUUAAAAGAUGAUCGAGCUAGUAAUGCAGACUCUGAUGUAAAUCCAGUAAUACGGGCAUUGCCUCUGUUGAGAAAGUGGUUUCCAAACCUUUUAUUAGCAUGUGACGUUUGUCUAUGCCCGUAUACGAAACAUGGACACUGUGGUAUUCUUGGUGAAAAUGGACUUUUGAACGCACCGAGCAUUGACCGUUUAGCAGAGGUUGCUGUUUCCUAUGGGCUUGCGGGAGCACAUAUUGUAGCUCCUUCAGAUAUGAUGGACAAUCGUAUUCGUGCAAUAAAAGAAGCUUUGAUAACAGCAAACUUGGAAAAUAGAGUGUCUUUAUUGUCCUAUUCUGCGAAAUUUGCAUCGAACUUCUAUGGUCCUUUCCGCGAUGCAGCGAAGUCUGCGCCAGCGUUCGGUGAUCGUCGUUGCUAUCAACUUCCUAGUGGAUCCAAGGGGCUGGCUAUUAGGGCUGUUCAUAGGGAUGUUAUGGAAGGAGCAGAUAUGCUGAUGGUUAAACCGGGAAUGCCAUAUCUGGAUAUAUUGCGACAGACAAAAGACACUUAUCCAAGUCAUCCGUUGUAUGUAUAUCAGGUUAGUGGUGAAUAUUCUAUGCUAUACUUCGCUGCCGAGAAUGGUGCUUUUGAUCUAAAAGAUGCUCUAAUGGAGACAAUGAAAGGAUUUCGUCGAGCAGGAGCUGAUUGCAUUAUAACGUACUUCACUCCCAUAUUGCUAGAUAUAUUAUCAGGACUCAAAUAGCAUAGAGUUAAUUUUACACUUAAAUGUGGAUGUACAUUUAUUGACACCUAACUAUCUAUGUCUGAAGAUUUUAUUAUACUGAUCGCCGAAAGUUAAAAAUAAAAAAUCCUAAAUUUACUAAUAAACGAA
Molecule: messenger RNA, 1315 nt
Organism: Bactrocera tryoni
Lineage: Eukaryota; Metazoa; Arthropoda; Insecta; Diptera; Tephritidae
Product: delta-aminolevulinic acid dehydratase
Exons: 2
Coding region: 200-1186 (328 amino acids)
Biological process (GO): heme biosynthetic process
Cellular component (GO): cytosol
Molecular function (GO): porphobilinogen synthase activity; zinc ion binding
Source: RefSeq, a predicted model, not a curated record